Messenger RNA from Nematolebias whitei (Rio pearlfish), 1887 nucleotides. RefSeq lists its product as uncharacterized. The coding region runs from base 71 to 1660 and encodes 529 amino acids. Gene Ontology annotation, molecular function: chromatin binding. The transcript is spliced from 7 exons. The record is from RefSeq and is a predicted model, not a curated record. Gene Ontology annotation, cellular component: nucleus; chromocenter. Lineage: Eukaryota; Metazoa; Chordata; Actinopteri; Cyprinodontiformes; Rivulidae.
CCCAGCAUCAGCCCCCUCUGCUGGACAGGAACCUGAUUUAACUGAAAAAUCAAGUCUUCAAGCUCUACUUAUGGCUUCGAUGUUAGUUGGGCAACAGCAGGCCUCUUUGUUACCUCUGUCAGCACUGGGUCAGUUGAACCAGUUCAGCUUGGAAGUUCCUAUCCAACCAUCACAACAUAUCCCUACCACACUGGAGGGCCUCGCUCUUGAUAAGAACUCUGGCCUCCUGGAUCCAUCCACCCUCACUGGCUCAGGGCUCCUGGACAUCGCCCCGGGUCUGCUUCCCAUUACUGCUGGAGCAGAAAACCCCAUCCAAGCCCUGCAGUCUCUGCUCCUUCCUGCUACUCUUCCUCCACCUGCAGCCUUCCUGUCUCUCAGCCCCACCCUGCUCACAGCUGCCCUGAGCUCUGCUGAGCUCCACACCCCUCCCAACUCCCAGUUAGUUUCUGCACAUCAUACCCAACCUCAGGUAACCACUGAUGCUGGUGUUGACACCCUCAUCCCUGUUUCUCUCCAAGGCAAGGACAACCCCAUCCUCCAACAACUACUGCCAACUUUGCUUAAUCCCUCAAUAUUAGGAGAUCUUCCUGGAAUCACGGGCCUUCAUAACAUAGGGAUUGGAGCAGGUUCCAUUCUCCUAUCCCCAGUCCAGGCGUCUGCAUUGGGAAUGCUGCAAGGCCCUGAUGGAGCCAUCAACUUACUCAACAACAUACAGCUGAACCUUGCACCAAAUUCAGAUGUAGAGAAACCAGGAUCUUUUCAGGAAACUCAAAACACCGCGCCGCAGGAAGAUAUGCCAGCUAGUGAAAUUUCUUCUGAACUCUCAAGUCCUGUUCCAACUCUGGUUUCAUCUCCUGCCCGGCAGUCCACCCCACGCACAAACAGAGGAUCUGAGGGUAGAGCUGUCAUUGAUCCUUACACGUCUUUUAUGGACACCAUUUAUACCUCUUUCCUUCAAGUCAAUGCUAAAGAGCAGGAAGAUGGGGCCCAACUGAGGCCAUCUGACCCUACGUCACCCUUCUGUGCCUUACCACCGGUUUCCUUCCCUCUGGACCACCAUAACUCAUCCACCGCUGUCCCAACCCUUCCCAAGGCAGGUGCCCCAGUCUCCCUCAGCCCACGCCGAGCAUGUUCUCUCCGCAACCCAGACUUGUCGAGACUCAGCAUGGAAGCAGCAGCUCACUCCCCAGCCCAGGGGACACCCAAACCCACAGAAGAAGGGCCUACUUCACCCUUACUGAGGAAACCAGUUAUAGAGGGACAUACUCAUCUAGAGCCUCCCUUGCCACCCAUAUACUUGGAAGAAGCCAAGACAGACUGUACCAGUCCUGCUGCAGCUGUGUGUCCCUUUCUGGACACGGGGGUGGAUAGGCAGGGACAACUUUCUCAUGCAGGAUACCUCAGUCCUAGAGAUGGAUGCAGUGGAAUGUCGAAUGAAGACAAAACUGAGACGAUGAUCAACACCGGGCAGGAAAUGGAUCAAGCAGGUGGAGCCAGAAGAGGAAGGAAAAGAAAACAAACGCUACAAAACGUGUUAGAAGACUUUAGAGACAUGGAUGCUACAACACUAGAUGAAACCAAGGCUACAGCAGCACUCCUGAAGCCCGAGAGGUCUGUGCGUGGCAGGCGGAGACGAGGCACCAGGUCACAAAGGCCGUGAUUGGUGGAAGAGUCAUUCACCAAUGACGCCUCUAUCCCCCACCCAUCUCUCUGCUCUCAUCACUACUGUUUUAGACCUUUAAAAGAAAAAUCACCUGCACUAAAAUUAUGCUGUUGUUGUGUCAACUAUUACUAUGGCAACCACUAUUAAGGAAAAAAAAAAAACAUGCUUAGGAGAAAGAUAUAGUCAGAUAAAUUUAUUUUUAAAAAGUGAAGAAAUGAGAUUUU